AUGGCCUCACUCCUCACCGCGGCGGAGCCCCAAACCCGAACUCCUCACCCGUCGGACCCACCCGAAGACCUCGACGACGUCCUCUGCUCCGCCCAGCAACAAGCGGAGCAGCAGCAGUUGGCUUUGGCCGAAACGCCGCCGUCUCGGAGCUUGAGCGCCGAGUCGCGAAUCGAGCGGGCAUGGGCUCACUGGACGAAGCUGGGCCGGCCCAAGCUGAUCGUGGCUCCGAUGGUGGACAACUCCGAGCUCCCAUUCCGGAUGCUCUGCCGGAAGUACGGCGCCGACGCGGCGUACACGCCCAUGCUUCACUCUCGGAUUUUUAACGAGACUGAGAAGUAUCGGAACCAGGAAUUUACCACUUGCAAGGAGGAUCGUCCGUUGUUUGUUCAGUUCUGUGCUAAUGAUCCUGAGGUUUUACUUGAAGCUGCAAAGAGAGUGGAGCCUUACUGUGAUUAUGUUGACAUUAAUUUAGGGUGUCCGCAGAGAAUUGCUAGGCGGGGGAACUAUGGAGCCUUUUUGAUGGAUAAGCUUCCUCUUGUAAAAUCUUUAGUGGAAAACUUGGUUGCCAACCUUCAUGUCCCUGUGUCGUGCAAAAUCCGCAUUUUCCCGAAAUUGGAUGAUACGAUUAAUUAUGCUAGGAUGCUAGAAGAUGCUGGUUGCUCUCUUUUGGCUGUCCAUGGGCGGACGAGAGAUGAGAAGGAUCAGAAGAAAGUGCGGGCCAACUGGGAUGCCAUCAAGGCUGUGAAGAAUUCUGUCAAAAUACCUGUGAUUGCGAAUGGGAAUAUAAGGCACCUGGAUGAUGCGCAUGACUGUUUGAAAUACACUGGUGCUGAUGGGGUACUUUCCGCGGAGUCUCUUCUUGAGAAUCCGGCGCUUUUUACUGGUUUUCGUACUGCUGAAUGGGUUGAGGAGGGUGAAGAAUGCAAGAAAGAUCGGAAACUGGACCAGGCAGAUCUUCUGGUGGAGUAUCUGAAGCUUUGUGAACAAUACCCUGUGCCGUGGCGUAUGAUUCGUGCUCAUGUGCACAAGAUGCUGGGAGACUGGUUCAGGAUGCAUCCACAUAUAAGAGAAGAUUUCAAUGCACAACACAUUCUCACUUUUGAGUUUCUCUAUAAUAUGGUAGAUCGGCUUAGAGAGCUCGGUGAAGGAACUCCCCUUUAUCUUAAGGAUACUAAUGCUGCAAGAAUUCCAGAAAACGGGCUGGCUAUGUCAGCUGUAUGAUAGUAAUUGAUCAAGUUACUGUGCUAGAAUUACGAGGCUUGGCUUAGCCAGAACCAAGGAUUAGGGUUUUCACUUGGUUUUUGUCAUCAAUUUUGCAGCUGUUCUAAUGCCGUGGUUUAUGUAACUCAACUGAUACAUGAGCAAAGGGAAGACACUCCCUUUUAUGCUACAUUCUUUUUGCUGAUGAUUUAGUGUAGUUAACUCUAUGGUCAUUCAUGAAAGAGUUUCAUUGUAUUGAUAUCCCUUAAGUAUUGAUUUUUGUGGCUAGUGAAUGAUCUCAGUUUUGACUGGAUUUG
Molecule: messenger RNA, 1517 nt
Organism: Fragaria vesca subsp. vesca
Lineage: Eukaryota; Viridiplantae; Streptophyta; Magnoliopsida; Rosales; Rosaceae
Product: tRNA-dihydrouridine(16/17) synthase [NAD(P)(+)]-like
Exons: 3
Coding region: 1-1221 (406 amino acids)
Biological process (GO): tRNA processing
Molecular function (GO): flavin adenine dinucleotide binding; tRNA dihydrouridine synthase activity
Source: RefSeq, a predicted model, not a curated record